Stegastes partitus (bicolor damselfish) is the source of this 1548-nucleotide messenger RNA. It is a transcript of the gene zmynd10, whose product is annotated as zinc finger, MYND-type containing 10. The transcript has 12 exons. Gene Ontology annotation, cellular component: cytoplasm; centriolar satellite. The record is from RefSeq and is a predicted model, not a curated record. Bases 95 to 1426 code for a protein of 443 amino acids. Gene Ontology annotation, biological process: motile cilium assembly; inner dynein arm assembly; outer dynein arm assembly. Lineage: Eukaryota; Metazoa; Chordata; Actinopteri; Pomacentridae.
CCGUUAGCAUCACAAAUAACUCUACAGAAGUUCGAGGUGGUGAAAUUAACCUGUUUGUCACCGACUGUCUGAUAAAGUCAGGUCCUGCGCCGACAUGGACGUGGUUCUGCCUGUGGAGGCGGACGGGUUCGUUCAGAGUCUGGAAACUUUCUCUCUGAAGGAAAUCGGCUCCGAGAGGUGGUUCAGACAACACGAGUACAUCGAGAAACUCAACAUGCAGGCGAUUCUAAAUGCUUCCUCCAUGCACGAUGAGUUCAUCAAGGAGUCCCUGGUGUCAUAUGGAAAGAUACCCGUCCUGGUCCACGAGAUGAUCCUCGUCGAGGUGUGGAAGCACAAAGUGUUUCCCAUCUUAUGCCGGCUGCAGGAUUUCAAUCCGAAGAACACGUUCCAUCUGUACAUGGUGAUCCGCCAUGAAGCCACAAUCAUCAACCUUCUGGAGACGAUAAUGUUUCACAAGGAUUCAUGUGAAGCAGCUGAUGAUUCUGUUGUGGACUUGGUGGACUACUGCCACCGUAAACUCACCCUGCUGGCCGGUGAGACGACCAGAGAAUGUGCCGUAACUCACGACCAAUACAACCACAUGACCUCUAUUGAGGAGUUGCGGAUGCAGAGUGCUGCUCUGGAGUUUGAAAUCUCUCUGAAAGCUUUAUCCGUGCUGCGCUACAUCACCGAUCACACCGACAGCAUCAGUAUCAUCAGUCGCAUGCUGUGCACACAUAACGUCCCCUGUGUGCUGGUUCAGCUGAUUGACUGCUGCCCUUGGAGUCGCUGCAGAGACGGUGAGCUACAGAAGUACGUAGAUGGCAAAUGGCAGAAGAUUCCUGCUGAGGAUCGUCUGAAGAUGACAAAACUGGACGGUCAGGUCUGGCUCUCCCUGUACAAUCUGCUACUGAAGGAGGACUGCCAAAGAAAAUAUGACUUCAACAGUUUCAACAAGAACCAGCUUCUGAAGCUCCGGGGCUUCUUGACAGAUGUGUUGAUUGAUCAGUUUCCAAACCUGGCGGAGCUGCAGCGCUUCCUGGCUCAUCUGGCGGUUUCAGACCCAGCGCCUCCAAAAAAAGAGCUCAUUCUGGAGCAGAUCCCAGAAAUGUGGAACCACAUUGUCAGAGAGAACUCUGGGAAGUGGAAGGCACUAGCUAAGUACCAAGUCAAAGAGACCUUCAGCCCAUCUGACAGCGUCCUGAGGCAACAGGCGCAGAGGCUGGCUCAGACGUACAACCUGGACGUGAUGGAGAGUUUAAUCCCUGACAAGCCAAAGUGUGGAUCCUGUGGGAAAGAGGCUACAAAGAGAUGCUCUCAGUGCCAGGGGGAGUGGUACUGUCACAGAGAAUGUCAGGUGAAGCACUGGCCCAAACACAAGCAAACCUGCAGGCUGCUCGCCACGGCCACCGAGAAGAUCCAGAAGGAUCUGCAGGUCAGCAGCUGAGAGGCUGUAUGGACUCCUGAAGAACAUACAUACAUUUAACACGUUUCUUUUCAUGAUGGAAAUAUUUAUGCACCACGACAGAGUUCAGUUAAAACGUGCUGUAAUAAAGUUUUAAACUGAUU